Ostrinia nubilalis (European corn borer) is the source of this 1962-nucleotide messenger RNA. RefSeq names its product mini-chromosome maintenance complex-binding protein. The record is from RefSeq and is a predicted model, not a curated record. The transcript is spliced from 9 exons. The coding region runs from base 114 to 1937 and encodes 607 amino acids. Lineage: Eukaryota; Metazoa; Arthropoda; Insecta; Lepidoptera; Crambidae. Gene Ontology annotation, biological process: DNA-templated DNA replication. Gene Ontology annotation, molecular function: chromatin binding.
AUUUUUAUUACUGCAUUUUUCAAAAUAAAUUAAAUUUAGGGUUACAAACAAAAAAAGGGUAUUAAUAAACAAUUUGCAUUACUAAGAAUAUUCAAUUAAAAAAACAGCAAAAGAUGCAUGAUCUCGUAAAUGAUUUUGAAACUGUGACUCCGGAUUUGUGGAUUUCAAAUGAACAGGCAUGGAAGGAGAGACUAUUAAAACUCCCUACUUGGUACCAGAUACCUCUAAUAAAUUCGAAUGCAUCGCACAAUCUUCCCGAUGGGACGCUGGUUCGAAUCCGCGGAAUGGUACAAGAUAUGCACAACCCAGAAUUUUACUUCGAGCAGUUCGAAAUUUUUAACACAGCUACAAAUGAAAUAAAGAAUAAAAGUGGAAAGUAUCGCGACACUUCGAAUGUUUUGGAAAAUGAAAAAAUCAACUACACAGAAAAUUUAAAAAGUUCCCAACGACAAACAAUGGUUGUCGUUUCAAUGCCGGGUCUCAACGACUGGGCGCAGAAAAUAGAAGACAAUAGAAACCACUUAAAACACUUAGAACAGCAGCCGAACACAUCGAAGCGACUAAGCCAGAACGCUAGCACUAAGUUAAAAAGGAGUUACGAUGAAACCGAUGAGGAUCCGGAUGCGAUGGAAGUUGUGGACUCUGAGGUAGCUGUCGGCAAAGAGAGGAAGACUAGUGAGAGCACAAACGAUACUGCCAAUGUGGUUUCCAGAGAGCAUUUACUUAAUUUCCCUUUACCUGAUGUUCCCAGCCAAUCUUGCAUUAUUAAAAUAUACGAUGAAAGUGAUAACCUCAAGCUGAACGAUAUGAUAGAAGUGGUUGGCUUCCUCUCGGUAGACCCAGCGUUGUCCGGAGAGUUCCAGGAAGAGAAAGACCCAUUACUGGAGCCCCAGAUUGAGUCCCCGGUAGAGACAAUCACCCACAACCCACCGCCAAGCCUUGUUCCACGUCUACACGCUGUGUAUGUGAAGAAACUGAAUCAUUGCAAUCCGUUAGUUGCAGAUACUUUUGAUCAAGGUGCCAUUCUAAAGGAGGCCAAUGCAGCCCGAGAGCACCUUCUAAAGGCCCUUACGGAAUUGCUCCUUGGAGACCAGUUGGCAGCUGAAUAUCUUAUUUGCCAUCUUAUUGCUUGUGUGUACCUCCGUCAAGAAACCCUCAGCCUGGGUCAGUUCUGCCUAAACUUAUCCAACCUGCCCACGCAGAAAUACCCGAACUACGCCAAACAGCUGUACGAUAUCAUCAAGCAGUUUGUCACCAAGAGUUACUACCUCCCUCUGACCAUAGACAAUAUGAAUACUCUGUCCUUGUUACCAAAAAAAGAUUACGAUUGCAAUCGUCUCACAAGCGGAGUCUUACAACUCAGUAAAGACACGCACCUCGUUCUAGACGAAACUAAAAUGGAACAAGGAACGCUUGAUUCCACUGGAGUGCACAACAUCACUGCACUCGGCAACAUGAUCAAGACACAGAAAGUGGAGUAUGAUUUCAAGUAUUACAAGAUGGAGUUUGACUCGGAUGUAUCAGUCUUGAUACUUUCUGAAGGGAAAUCUCUGCUGCCAAGUGAUUAUCAUGUGCCCUUGCGUCCUGAAGAGUCGUCGCUGGAAAUAUUCGACGCCAUCGUGGAGGCAGCUACGUAUUACCUGAAGGAGGAGAUCAUGAAUGUCAUCAGGACAUACCUCACUAGUCUUAAGCUUGUCAAGUAUACCAUCAGUGAAGAUUUACAGUUUGUUGAAGAUGACUUCAUAGAAAUGCGCAGUAAAUCGGACAGCCAGAACCCCGUGACAGCUGACGAUCUCCACCGACUUUUGGUGCUGGCGCGCCUGGUCAGCCUGUCUCGCGGCUGCGACUCCUUAUCCAAGGAGUGCUGGGACAUCACCAAGAAAAUGGAGGAGGAGAGGCUGUAUCGCGUCAAGAACCGAGUCUCUGCUAUGUUAUAAGCGAAAUAAAUCACUUUUUAGUAAA